GAAGAAAUGGCUGAAGGCAAUCAGUCCACAGUGACUGAGUUCAUCCUCGCUGGGCUCACAGACAAACCAGAACUGCAGCUGCCCCUCUUCCUUCUCUUCCUUAGCAUCUACCUGUUUACAGUGCUGGGCAACCUGGGCAUGAUCAUCCUGAUCCUGCUCAGCUCCCAUCUGCACACCCCCAUGUACUUCUUCCUCAGAAGCCUGUCCUUCAUUGACCUCUGUUAUUCCACUGUCAUUAUCCCCAAAAUGCUGGUGAAUUUUGUGACAGAGAAAAACAUCAUUUCCUACCCUGAAUGCAUGACUCAGCUCUACUUCUACAUAGUUUUUGUUAUAUGUGAGUGCUUUCUGUUGUCUGCAAUGGCAUAUGACCGUUAUGUUGCCAUCUGUAACCCCUUGAUGUAUAAUGUCACCAUGUCUUACCAAGUCUGUUUCUGGAUGGUAGGUGGGGUGUAUGCAAUAGGCUUUAUUGAAGCCACGGUUAACACUGCCUGCAUGCUACACGUGAUUUUCUGUAAGGCUAAUGUAGUAAACCACAUCUUCUGUGAUCUUUAUCCAUUGCUGCAACUUGCCUGCUCCAAUAUGUUUGUCACUGAGGUAGUAGUUCGGUGCCUCAGUACUUUAAAUUUUUGUGUUCCAACUCUGACCAUCGUGAGCUCUUAUAGUUUGAUCAUUGCCAAAAUCAUCCGCAUUAAAUCCACUGGGAGCAGAUUCAAAGCCUUCAGCACCUGCAGCUCCCACUUCUCUGCUGUUGCUGUCUUCUUUGGUUCUCUGGCAUUCAUGUACUUUCAGCCACCAUCUGCCAGCUCCAAAGAUCAAGGAAAAGUGUCCUCUGUGUUUUAUACUACUGUUGCACCCAUGCUGAACCCCCUAAUCUACAGCCUGAGGAAUAAGGAUGUCAAACUUGCUAUAAAUAAGUUGCUACAAAAGAAGAGACCUCAUAUGUAA
Messenger RNA from Acomys russatus (golden spiny mouse), 945 nucleotides. RefSeq names its product olfactory receptor 150-like. The transcript has a single exon. Gene Ontology annotation, cellular component: membrane. Gene Ontology annotation, biological process: G protein-coupled receptor signaling pathway; sensory perception of smell. The record is from RefSeq and is a predicted model, not a curated record. Bases 7 to 945 code for a protein of 312 amino acids. Gene Ontology annotation, molecular function: olfactory receptor activity; G protein-coupled receptor activity; odorant binding. Lineage: Eukaryota; Metazoa; Chordata; Mammalia; Rodentia; Muridae.